Messenger RNA from Hippopotamus amphibius kiboko, 861 nucleotides. RefSeq names its product CD300e molecule (gene CD300E). Gene Ontology annotation, cellular component: plasma membrane. The transcript is spliced from 7 exons. Gene Ontology annotation, molecular function: transmembrane signaling receptor activity. The record is from RefSeq and is a predicted model, not a curated record. NCBI's taxonomy places the organism in Eukaryota, Metazoa, Chordata, Mammalia, Artiodactyla, Hippopotamidae.
AUGGGGGGUAGACAGCACUGCACCUCCUGUCAGCUCUGCUCACUCUGGAUCCCCAGUGGAAAGUGGAUGACUUGGGCUCUAUUGUAAACACCUGGAUUCCAGCUGGGACCUGGAGUUUCUGGGGACACCUGCCAGGGAGAUAGGACCAUAGGGCUGCCCCCAGCACUGCUCCUUCUCUGCCUCCCAGGCUGUUUGUCCCUGACGGGCCCCAGCUCUGUGACGGGAACCACGGGGAGCUCUCUGAGCAGUCGGUGUCAGUACGAGAAGGUGUACGAGGGGUGUAACAAAUACUGGUGCAGAGGAGAGUAUGACACAGCAUGUGACAUGAUUAUGGAGACCAAAGGAAAAGAGAAAGAAGAGAGGAAGGGGCGCAUGUCCAUUAGAGACCAUGCUGAUAACCUCACCGUCACAGUGACCGUGGAGAACCUCAGCACAGACGACGCUGGAUCCUGCUAGUGUAGAAUUCAGGCAGUCUGGAUCCUGGACGUGUUGUCACGUGACCCCUAGGUCCAGGUUAAAGUGUAUGUUUUCCCAGAGCCUCCUGCAGGUGCCCCCAUUUCUCAACUCUCUCCUUUCUGCUCGCCUGGAAAGAGGAUGAGUCACGCUUCCUCCUUUGUGCUCCUGCUCUACCUGGUGAACCAGUACCUCCCAGUGACCACCACUUCCUAUUGGAUGAACGCUGGGCAGAGCCCCAGCACCAAGGAGGUGUCGACCUGCUGCCCAGCGUCCCUGCUCCACAAUGUCCACUUCCUGCUCCUGGUCUUCCUGAAGCUGCCCCUGUUCCUGAGCAUGGUCGGUGCUGUCCUCUGGGUGAACAGACCUCAGAGGGGCCCUGGAGCAGAGCUGCUACCUGAGUCCUGA